Rattus rattus (black rat) is the source of this 1338-nucleotide messenger RNA. It is a transcript of the gene Mob3c, whose product is annotated as MOB kinase activator 3C. The record is from RefSeq and is a predicted model, not a curated record. The transcript has 3 exons. Gene Ontology annotation, biological process: signal transduction; positive regulation of protein phosphorylation. Lineage: Eukaryota; Metazoa; Chordata; Mammalia; Rodentia; Muridae. Gene Ontology annotation, molecular function: protein kinase activator activity. Bases 485 to 1135 code for a protein of 216 amino acids. Gene Ontology annotation, cellular component: cytoplasm; nucleus.
CAAAGCCCAGGGUGCAUGGCCUCCCCCAAGUACAGUGCAGCCAGACUCUCUCGCUACAAGACUGGCCUAUGGGCCUUCCUGAGAACAUCUUGUCUGGGGUCCCUGUUCCCUGGCCGGCCUGUGAAAACCUCUGUCCCUUCUGUAAAGUUCAACAGUAAGUCCUGUAAACACCGGUUUGGAGCCCAGGGCACACCCUCUGCAAGAUUCAAAGAAAGCAGGGAGGAAAGUAAGCCGAGUGAAAGGCGUGUGGAAGCGCUUCAGGGGUGGGGCGUGUGGCUAAAGUAGUCCACAAAGGAUUAGACACUGCUGGGGAUGAGGGCAUCAUGGAGGUAAAGAAACUGUCCCCAGGCUGACAGCUAAGAAAAAGGAUGUGUUGGGAAGCGAAACCCUCUUUAAAAGGCCCUGAACUACUUCCCUUGCCCUUGUCUCUGGCAGGGCAUCUUCAGGUCCCUGUGCCUAGACAUCCAACGUUACCUGCCCGGCCAUGGCCCUGUGUCUGAAGCAGGUGUUUGCUAAGGACAAGACUUUCCGGCCCCGGAAGCGCUUCGAGCCUGGCACGCAGCGCUUUGAGCUAUAUAAGAAGGCACAAGCUUCACUCAAGUCCGGCCUGGACCUGCGGAGUGUGGUGAGGUUGCCACCUGGUGAGAGCAUCGAUGACUGGAUCGCUGUGCAUGUGGUGGACUUCUUUAAUCGUAUCAACCUCAUCUAUGGGACCAUGGCUGAGCACUGCAGUGAAACCAGCUGCCCAGUCAUGGCUGGUGGGCCCCGCUACGAGUACCGCUGGCAGGACGAGCGUCAGUACCGAAGGCCCGCCAAGCUCUCAGCGCCCCGCUAUAUGGCAUUGCUCAUGGACUGGAUCGAGGGUCUCAUCAAUGAUGAGGAUGUCUUUCCUACACGUGUUGGAGUUCCCUUCCCCAAGAACUUCCAGCAGGUCUGCACCAAGAUCCUGACGCGACUCUUCCGAGUCUUUGUCCACGUCUACAUCCACCACUUUGACAGCAUCCUCAGCAUGGGGGCGGAGGCACAUGUCAACACCUGCUAUAAGCACUUUUACUACUUCAUCCAGGAGUUCAGCCUCGUGGACCAGAGGGAACUAGAGCCGCUGAGGGAGAUGACAGAACGGAUCUGUCACUGAGUCCAGAUCUGGAUGUUGUUGCCUCUCAGGUGGACCAUCUGAACACAGUGUAGCUGGGAGAGGGGACCCUUAGGAACCUGCUGGUAGAGAAAUCUGAAAGCCUACUGAAGAGCAGGCACCCUCUAUAGACCCAACACCUCUGGACUUCUCAGAAGUCUGUCUGUGUGUCCCAGAAUGCAUGGAGAAGGGAGGACUUCAAGUGG